AACAAGCAUAUUUGUCACGUCAGGACGUAAUGAGGAAGCCUGUCUAGGCCUGUCCCUGAAUAGGUGUGUUUAUAGCUCAGCUGCAGCGCCUAUCUGAUUUCCCUGCAGCCUUUACUAGUUGCAGUUACCCGGGUAGCCUUUACUGUGCCUGGAUGAUAGCUGCGUCCCACAAAGGCUGGUAAACACUCCCCUCCCUAAUCUGUGCAGGAGCAGAGGUCAUACAGCUGAAGCCAUUGGAAGUACGAGAGCAGCAGGAAUAAGAAGGAUCUGCGCAUCCAUAACAUGCCAGAUUUUGAGGAUUUCUGAACUGGAGCACAGAUGAAAUAAUCAGCACGUGUUUUCGCCCAAGUCAAUCAGGAUCCAGACACGUGUAACAGUGGGCUGGCCAGUACACUCUGCUUAAUCAUUCUUUAGACAACAGCAGUUACACCACGGUACAAAGAGGAAACGGCAGCACUGCGUUUUAUAAAAGCUGGAUUUAUUUAUAAUACAAGAAUAUUUUUUUUUUAAAUUGAAUCAACUGGGCUCUUCCAUGUGUGGAUGAGGCAAAAAAUUUUGACAACUGAAGAGAAAAACAAAAUCCAAAGCACAGAACUGGAUAAUGUUUAGAUGGAAGAACUGUUGUAUCUUUUUGUGAUCGUUGGAUGACUUCAUGGAAAACUUUUUACCAAUUAUCCGGCCAUGGCCUUUACGCAGGGAACUACUGAGCACGACAGUGAUUUAAUCUCUGAUUCUGCUGAGAAGAGCUGUUUUUCAGAUGUGACAGAUUCAAGCGAUAAUGAAGAUGGGGCGCUUGACGGUUUAGAGUUGAAUCCGUUUGAUGGUUUACCGUACUCAUCCCGUUUUUACAAACUUUUAAAACAAAGGGAAGAACUCCCCAUUUGGAAAUCUAAAUAUGCCUUUAUGGAAAGUUUACUUCAUAACCAGGUUGUCGUAGUGUCAGGACGAGCAAAGAUUGGAAAGAGUUCUCAAAUUCCUCAGUGGUGUGCGGAGUAUUGCCUCACGGAACAACAUCAGCAUGGCGCUGUUGUCUGCACCCAGGUGCACAAGCAGACGGUGAUGUGGUUGGCCAUGAGAGUCGCAGAUGAAAUGGAUGUCAAUAUCGGACAUGAAGUUGGUUAUGUUGUCCCUUUUGAGAACUGCUGUACAAAUGAAACGAUCCUAAGAUAUUGCACAGAUGAAAUGUUGUUGAGAGAAAUGAUGUCAAAUCCUCUACUUUCUUGCUAUGGAAUCAUAAUUAUCGAUGACGUUUAUGAGCGAUCGGUUUCAACAGAUGUUCUGCUCAGUCUACUUAAAGACAUCAUGGUGUCUCGACCAGAACUGAAGGUGGUGAUAAUCACUUCUCCUGACUUGUCCAAAAAAUUAGUGUCUUACUAUGAAAAUGCCCCUCUUAUAGAAGCAGAAGAUACAUACUCUGUUGAAGUUGUGUAUAGUUCAGAUCUUGAAAGAGACUAUUUCCUUUCUGCCAUGAAGCUCCUGUUUGAGAUACAUCACAGCAAAGGAAAAGGUGACAUUGUUGUAUUCCUGGCCUGUGAACAAGAAAUAAAAAGAGCCUAUGAACUUAUCAAACAGGAAGGACUACACAUGAGUCCAGACCUAGGUGAACUUGUACCCAUUACAUUAAAUCCUCAUCAGAGUCUCUUGGACUACAUGCCAUAUGAAGAGCUGGAACAAGGCAGCAAAGAUCAUAGAAGAAAAGUGAUUUUAACAACAAGUCUGGGUGAACCAUUAAUCUGGAUGAGUAAUAUACAUUUUGUCAUUGAUGUUGGUGUAGAGAGGAAGAAGGUCUACAAUACAAGGAUAAGGGCUGAGUCUCUUGUAAUGCAGCCAAUAAGCAAGGUUCAAGCCGAGAUGAGGAAGCAGAUUCUAGGAUGGUGCCGUUCAGGAAAAGUUUUCUGUUUAUAUCCUGAGGAUUUUGCCCAGAAAGAAAUGAGACCAUUUUUAACGGCUAAAGUAGAAGAGUCGAAUUUGACGUCAAUGGUUCUUUUUUUGAAGAGAAUGGAUAUAGCAGGUCUCAGUCACUGUGAAUUCAUUAACAGACCAGACCCUGAAAGUUUAAUGCAAGCAUUGGAAGAUCUGGAUUAUCUGGCAGCACUAGACAAUGAUGGAAAUCUGUCUGAAUUUGGAAUAAUAAUGUCGGAAUUUCCUCUGGAUCCACAGCUGUCAAAAUCUAUUUUAGCUGCCUGUGAAUUUGACUGUGUAGAUGAAAUGCUCACACUGGCUGCCAUGGUUACAGCACCAGAUUGUUUUCUGGACCAGUCCCCGGAAUCGGGAGCCACAGUGGAUAACCUGGAUAAAUUUGUGCACCCGGCAGGCGAUCACUUCACUCUUAUCAAUAUUUACAAGGAAUACGAACAAAUGAGAAGCAAUAGUGAAAGCCAGCACAAUGUUGAAAAAUGGUGUCAGGAUUAUUACCUAAAUAUUACUGCACUGGAGAUGGCAUGCGUCAUAAGACUGGAGCUGCUGGACAUAAUGAAGCGCAUUGAACUUCCAAUUACUGAACCUGGCUUUGGCUCAGAGGAAAAUGUUCUGAACAUAAAGAAAUCUCUUUUGUCUGGAUACUUUAUGCAAAUUGCUCGUGACGUUGAUGGUUUAGGAAAUUAUAUCAUGUUGACACAUAAGCAAGUGGGUCAACUACACCCAUAUACUGGCUACUGUAAAGGACAAAAACUUCCAGAGUGGGUUCUCUUCCAUGAAUUUAGUGUUGGAGAAAAAAGUUGCAUCAGAAUAGCAUCUGAGAUCUCCCCAGACUUAUUUAUGCAGUUUGUACCCCAGUAUUUCUUCAGCAAUCUCCCACCUAGUGAGAGCAAGGAGAUACUGCAGAAGGCUUCAGAAAAUACAUCCCAUGUGUUAUCAGCCCAGUCAAACGAGGAAGAGUUGGGUGAGGAUACGUAUGACAACAACACAGACAGCAACGCAGAGCAAAGGUGUAUUCUACAGUGAUAUGGACUAAAAGAAUACUCAAGAAGUGCAAUAGUUUUUUUUUUUUUCUUCUUCCAUAAAGACAAAGGAAGAAUUUAUUGAACUUUGAAUUUUUGUACAUUAUGGCAAAAGGAUCGAUGUUAUACAGGACUGGAAUUGCUUUUGUAUACAUUUUUCCCUAUAUGUCUAUAUAAAAUUAAUUUGUUUCGA
Messenger RNA from Bombina bombina (fire-bellied toad), 3132 nucleotides. RefSeq names its product DEAH-box helicase 32 (putative) (gene DHX32). NCBI's taxonomy places the organism in Eukaryota, Metazoa, Chordata, Amphibia, Anura, Bombinatoridae. Gene Ontology annotation, cellular component: spliceosomal complex; intracellular anatomical structure. The coding region runs from base 682 to 2943 and encodes 753 amino acids. The transcript is spliced from 13 exons. The record is from RefSeq and is a predicted model, not a curated record. Gene Ontology annotation, molecular function: RNA binding.